Molecule: messenger RNA, 1780 nt
Organism: Clarias gariepinus (North African catfish)
Lineage: Eukaryota; Metazoa; Chordata; Actinopteri; Siluriformes; Clariidae
Product: cytochrome P450 2K1-like
Exons: 9
Coding region: 99-1634 (511 amino acids)
Biological process (GO): xenobiotic metabolic process
Cellular component (GO): intracellular membrane-bounded organelle; cytoplasm
Molecular function (GO): heme binding; oxidoreductase activity, acting on paired donors, with incorporation or reduction of molecular oxygen, reduced flavin or flavoprotein as one donor, and incorporation of one atom of oxygen; iron ion binding
Source: RefSeq, a predicted model, not a curated record
UCCCAGUAAACUGUUAAGAUUCCACUGGAGUUGCAACUCAACCUGUUUUUCAGUCUGGUGCUUACAGCAAAAGAAAUUAUUCUCUUACCUCUUUAGCAAUGGUUCUCAUGGAGGAGCUUUUCCUGCAACCUACAAGCACAGGCAUGUUGCUUGGGCUAUUGAUUAUGUUAUUGCUGAUUGUCUAUCGCCUUUCAUCUGAUAUCAAAUCUCGAGGAGAAAACAGGGAACCUCCAGGACCUAAACCACUGCCUAUCUUGGGAAACAUGCUGCAACUGAACCUUAAGAGACCCUACCUGACUCUAUGUGAAAUGUCAAAGAAAUAUGGAUCUGUAUUCACUGUGUAUUUUGGGCCUAAGAAAGUCGUUGUCUUGGCAGGUUAUCAAACUGUUAAACAAGCGCUGGUGAAUUAUGCAGAGGAAUUUGGAAACAGAGAUGUCAGUCCUAUUUUCUUCGAUGUUGACAAAGGACAUGGAAUUCUGUUCAGCAAUGGUAAAACCUGGAAAGAAAUGAGACGAUUUUCCCUCACCACACUUCGAGACUUUGGGAUGGGUAAAAGAGGCAGUGAGGAGAAAAUCAUAGAAGAAAUACACUAUUUAAAGGAAGUGUUUAAAGAUUUUCAAGGGAAACCAUUUGAUACCUCGCAGCCUUUAAAUUAUGCCACCUCAAAUGUCAUCUCAGCCAUUGUGUAUGGAAGCAGGUUUCAAUACAGUGACCCUCAGUUCAAAGAAAUGGUUAACCGGAUUAAUGAGAACAUCAAAUGUAUUGGCUCACCUUCUAUUCAGAUUUAUAAUGUGUUUCCAUGGAUUGGCUCCUGGAUAAAGAACUGGAGGCUUAUAAUGGAAAACCAUAAGAUGAAUUUAAAGCAAAUGAAAAAGCUUUUGGACAACUUGGAAGAGACACUAAAUGUUGAGGAUACUCGAGGCUUGGUUGACUCUUUUCUUAUCCGCAAAAAGAUUGCAGAGAAAGCUGGAGAUAAAGGCAGUUUGUUUCAUGAACAGAAUCUUAUUAUAACAGUUUCCAACUUGUUUGCUGCUGGUACUGACACAACUAGCACAACACUGCGCUGGUGCCUUCUGCUAAUGGCCAAGUAUCCCCAGGUUCAGGGCCGUGUCCAUAAAGAGAUUGACAGUGUCAUUGGAGCUCGUCAGCCAGUGCUGGGGGAUAGGAAGAAUUUGCCUUACACAGAUGCCGUGAUCCAUGAAACUCAGAGACUUGCUAACAUUGUACCUAUGAGUCUCCCUCACUCCACUAGUUGUGAUGUUACAUUUCAAGGAUUCUUCAUUAAAAAGGGUACAUGCGUGUUUCCUCUCCUGACAUCUGUGUUGUGUGAUGAGAGUCAGUGGGAGAGCCCACAUACCUUUAACCCUGCACACUUCUUAGAUGAGCAAGGCCGAUUUGUUAAGAGAGAUGCCUUCAUGCCUUUUUCUGCAGGGCGCAGGUUAUGUCUUGGAGAGAGUCUGGCCAAGAUGGAGCUCUUCAUCUUUUUCACCUCGUUAAUGCAGCACUUCCGUUACACUCAUCCACCAGGGGUGUCUGAGGAACAGCUGGACCUCACUCCAGCUGUGGGCUUCACGUUGAACCCCUCUCCUCACAAGCUCUGUGCAGUUAGCCGUACAUCAAAUAUAUACCCUUAAGACAUGAUUUACUAAAACCCCAAAUAAGGAUGCUUCCCUGUUGAGUCUGGAUCCUCUUGAAGUUUCUUCCUAUUGCGAUCUCAGAGACUUUUUCCUUUCCACAUUUGUGUUUUCUAAGUGUAAAUGUAACUGAAAUGUACAGUUUA